Molecule: messenger RNA, 369 nt
Organism: Alternaria postmessia
Lineage: Eukaryota; Fungi; Ascomycota; Dothideomycetes; Pleosporales; Pleosporaceae
Exons: 2
Coding region: 1-369 (122 amino acids)
Molecular function (GO): nucleic acid binding; zinc ion binding
Source: RefSeq, a predicted model, not a curated record
AUGCCUGCCAUACGCGGACAAGACUCCAAGAAGAAGACACGUAGACAUACGCGCGACCUCGACCAGAUCCACGCCGACUUGCGCGACGAGAAGCAUCUUGCCGAAUUCAAGGAUGCGAAGCCCAUAGAAGAUUUGCCUGGCCUGGGGCAAUGGUACUGCAAGGAGUGCGCAAAGUUUUUUGAGAGCGACGGCAACUUUGCUGCGCAUCAAAAGGGCAAGGUCCACAAGCGGAGGGUCAAGCAACUUCGCGAAGAACCAUACUCCCAGAAAGAAGCAGAGGCAGCGAUUGGCCUUACCACCAACAACGGAACGCGCACCACGGCUGCGACAGCCCCGAUGGAAGUCGACCAGGUUGCAGCAUCAGGUUGA